CACUUCAUACUACAAUUCACGAAGUUGCGCAUAUGACUUGCCCAAUACGACUCUUAUUUGAAAGCAGCUCUUCCUGGGCGUGAGUCGUUUCUAUUUAUGUGCGUAUUGUACGGCAAUCAUGCUGCGAAAUUCUCGCUGCGUUGCAGUUGCAUGUGCUACAUAAACAUGUAGUGUUCGCCCCGCCUUGCUUGCUGAUCACCAUUAGCACCACCAUGGGAUUGGAAUCCAUUCAAUUCUGCGGGUCUCCUUGUGGUGAAAUCGUCCAGAAAACGUUUGUGCACCCUGAACUUGCUGCUGAUGAAGUCGCGGUGAAGGUCACCCAUAGUGGUUUAUGUGGCACCGAUCUUCAUUUUGUGACGACUGAUAUGGUGUUGGGACAUGAAGCUAUUGGUAUUGUCCACAGCAUUGGUUCCGACGUGUCUGCAGUGAAGGUUGGCGACCGAGUAGGUUGGGGAUACCCGAAUUGGACUUGUGGGAAAUGCGAAUGGUGUUUACGGGGAGAAGACAAUUAUUGUCCCAACUGGAAAAUAUACGGCUUAGCAGACCUCGAACAAGGGGGUCUCAGCAGCGUGUCUGUACGCAAAGAGCAGUGGCUUUUCAAAAUUCCGGAAUCUAUGAGCUCUGAAGACGCUGCUCCCCUCAUGUGUGGUGGUUCCACGGUGUGGACACCCCUUGUGAACCAUGUAAAACCCUACCAUCGUGUGGGGAUAGUGGGAAUCGGUGGUCUUGGACACCUUGCUAUCCAGUUUGCAGCAAAAAUGGGCGUCGAAGUCGUAGUCUUCUCAGCUACGGAAUCCAAACGUGGCGAAGCUUUGCAACUCGGAGCCAAGGAAUUCUAUCUCACCCAGAAUAUCGACGAUUAUUCGGCGCUUGGGAUCACUAAACAAAUAGAUCGCCUCAUAAUUUGUACAUCAGCCAAGUUGAACCUGGGGUUGUUCUAUCCAAUUUUGAACGCGCAGGCAAUGAUCUUCCCUCUCACUGCAUCAGACGGUGAACUCACGGUGCCAUAUUUUGCAACUGUUCGGAACGGAUUGCAUAUUUCUGGAAGUGUGAUUGCGACGAGAUUUAUGCAAAAAAAGGCCUUGGAGUUUGCUGCUCGAAAUGGUGUUCACGUCAUUGUAGAGAGAUUCCCUAUGACGCUAGACGGCGUCCAGGCUGCUAUGGCGAGACUCAGAGAUGGGAAGAUGCGUUAUCGGGCUGUUCUUUCUUGGAACAACAACGACUAGAAGGGAGGUCGAAUGAGUUCUAUAGUAUUAAAAAAAAGUCACAU
This is a messenger RNA of Lentinula edodes (shiitake mushroom), 1270 nucleotides long. RefSeq names its product NADP-dependent alcohol dehydrogenase. Gene Ontology annotation, molecular function: zinc ion binding; alcohol dehydrogenase (NADP+) activity. Gene Ontology annotation, biological process: alcohol metabolic process. The record is from RefSeq and is a predicted model, not a curated record. Bases 213 to 1226 code for a protein of 337 amino acids. The transcript is spliced from 4 exons. NCBI's taxonomy places the organism in Eukaryota, Fungi, Basidiomycota, Agaricomycetes, Agaricales, Omphalotaceae.